Colletotrichum higginsianum IMI 349063 is the source of this 3891-nucleotide messenger RNA. RefSeq names its product Hsp90-like protein. Gene Ontology annotation, biological process: phosphorelay signal transduction system; phosphorylation. The coding region runs from base 1 to 3891 and encodes 1296 amino acids. The transcript is spliced from 3 exons. Gene Ontology annotation, molecular function: phosphorelay sensor kinase activity. NCBI's taxonomy places the organism in Eukaryota, Fungi, Ascomycota, Sordariomycetes, Glomerellales, Glomerellaceae. The record is from RefSeq and is a predicted model, not a curated record.
AUGACCGACCCUCCGCCUGCCAAGGCCGUCUCGGAGAACCGCCGCGAGCGCGAGACCUUCAGAUACGACUCGUUCCUCAUUUCCCAGGCCGUAUACAACGAUGCGAACAACCUCAUCCCGUCAUCCGAGCUGCGGUCUUCCUCCGACCCUGCCUUGACCGCCUUCGCAGAACUUGGUGCUCUGCGCCUCAAUGCAACCCGCGCUUUCAUUUCGCUCUUCGAUAGCAAAUAUCAGUACAUUGUUGCCGAGGCGACCCCGUCUCUUCCGUUGACUCCCAAGGCUAGGCACAAUGAUCUUGCCACCGGGGAGCACCUCUCGCUCUCCGGCACUGCUCUGCCCCGUUCAUCUGGCGUGUGCGAGAUAGUUCUCGCUGUUCCCGACCCUUCCGAUAAUGAUUCCCCUUGGCGCAGGGCUGGUCUCCCAGUAACCGUCAUCCCCGACCUCUUGCAAGACCCCAGGACGGCAGAAAGGCCUCUCUGUCUCCAAUCGCCCGCGAACCGCUUCUAUGCUGGCGUGCCCAUUCGUUCACAAAAGGGCAUCAACAUCGGUGUGUUUUGUGUUUUUGGGGAUUCUCCCCGCGAGGGGCUGGACACUGUCUCAACCCAGCUGAUGCAGGACUUAUCACGUAUCAUCAUCGACUAUCUAGAUGCCAAGCGCAACAGGGAAGACCAUCGCCGUGCCGAUAGAAUGGUUCGCGGAGUCGGCAGCUUCAUCGAGGGCAAGAGCACCAUGUCUGGUUGGAGGCUGAGGAACAACCAGGCUUCCUUCGACGACAAUCCCUCUUUCGAAGGCGGCCUUAACAAGAACCAACAACGCCUGCAACAAGAAGACGAACUGAUUGCCGCCGAAACCUCUCAACAGGACGAAUCAUCUUUGCACGAUUGGCAACAACCAAGUCCUCGAUCGAGGGAGCACUUGAAGACAACGGAACCCCCUCAGCGCACAGGCAACCAAGACCUCGUGCCCUCUGUUUCCGGAACCUCCCUGAAGACCGCUCGAUCCGGUUCGGGUGGUUCGGCACAAGGGGACCGUGAUCCCCACGACACCCAACUCCGCCACAUCUUUUCAAAGGCGUCCAACAUCGUCCGCGAGGCCAUCGAGGUCGAGAGUGUCCUGUUUCUGGACGCUAGUAUCGGCUCCUUUGGGGGGUUGGCCGACUCUAAACCUUUCCAUGUCAAAUCCAAGGGCGCAAAAUCGCCCUCCUCGUCGAGCGACGAAAGGAGCAGCAACUGCAGUACCACCAGCCUGGACGACGCCACCUGCCGAGUCCUGGGCUUUUCAAGUUCGACAAUAUCGAGCAUCGACGGCCAAUUCCCUUCCCCAAGCCACGCCUCCAUAUCUGAAAGGUUCCUCUCCAAGCUCCUACGACGCUAUCCUGAAGGCAAGAUUUUCAAUUUUGACGAGAACGGCUCCGUACAGUCCAGCGACUUCUCUGGCGACGACCACACCUUGGUCGUUGAGACACCCGCCGACGACUCAAACAAACCUCCAUCGACGCCCCCCGACGAAGACCCCCUACGCCGAAGGAGACACAAAAACCCGUUCUCAAGGCGCAACGAAGGGAAGCUGCUCAAUGACAUCUUUUCGGGCGCGCGGAGUAUUGCCAUAGUGCCCCUUUGGGACUCCCAAAAGCAACGCUGGCAUGCCGGUGGCUUCGUUUGCACAAAGACCCCGACGCGGGUUUUGACCGUCGAGGGUGAGCUCAGCUAUCUCCGAGCCUUUGCCGCCGUCAUCAUGUCGGAAAUUCAUCGCGUCAACUCGGUCAUGGUGGACAAGGCUAAGACUGAUCUUUUGAGCUCGCUCUCGCACGAGCUGCGAUCUCCUCUGCACGGCAUCAUUCUCGGCGCAGAGCUGCUCCACGAUACCCCCCUCGAUGCGUUCCAGGGCGAAACGCUGGUCUCGAUUGAAAAUUGCGGCCGCACACUGUUGGAGACCAUUGACCACCUCCUCGAUUGGAGCAAGAUCAACAACUUCAUGGGCCCCUCGCAGCGUCGCAAUAGUACUACUGGCGUGGGUCACAGGGGUCUCAGAAACAACAACCAAAAGAUCAGCAUCGAGGCCGGCAUGAUGAGCAUUACCUCUAACGUAGAAAUCGAUGUCCUGUCUGAAGAGGUUGUCGAGAGCAUCUGCGCCGGCUUCAGCUACCAACGGGUAUCGGUUGCCCAGCUGGCGAGCAACCGCCCGGGUGAGCACGCCGAUUCGAGUGCGAUACGUAGGCUCGACAGCAUGCAGGCGAUGGAAGACAUGGCCUCGGGCACAAGCCGGUUCGGAGACGUGCAGCUUGUUCUCGGCGACGUGUCUGUGACGUUCGACAUCAACCCCGCGACUUCGUGGGGCUUCCAUACCCAGCCUGGUGCGAUCCGCCGCAUUAUCAUGAACCUUCUGGGCAACUCGCUCAAGUACACGAGCCAAGGAUUCGUUAAUGUCCAUGUGACUCAGCUGACCAAACGGGAAGAGAAUCCCUCUGGGAACGCCAAGAUCCAGAUCGACGUGAUAGACUCUGGCCGAGGCAUCAGCGAGGACUAUCUUCGACAUCACCUCUUCUCCCCAUUUGCCCAAGAAGACAACCUUUCUGCUGGCGCCGGCCUAGGCCUCAGCCUGGUCAAUCAGAUUGUCGGCAAGCUGCGCGGUUCAAUCCAAGUCUGGAGCAAGGUCGGCCACGGGACCAAGGUAACGGUGCAGCUUCCGAUGCAGGCCGCCGUCCCAGACUCGCCGCCAAGCGGCCUUGCGGAAACUCUCGGUUUCAACGACUUCCAGGCGUCUGUGAGCGAGCUCGCAGGUCUCCGAGUCAAGCUCUUAGGUUUCCCGGAAGACUACGGCGUCAGAAGAAUUGACGACUUGACGAGUAACACGACGAGUGAGGCCGAGUCAGUGGCCAGCAUUUGCAGGGAAUGGCUUCGAAUGCACGUCAUCGACCAAUCCGUAGAGGGCCAGCUCCUCCCCGACCUCGUACUGUCUACCGAACGGCACCUGGAUCGACUGCUAUCGGAGCGCCUCCAGGGCAUCAUAUCCAUGCCCGUAGUGGUGAUCUGUCGGAAUGCCUUGAUCGCGCGUCAACUAGCAACAUCUCCGCGAUUCAACGGCAGGCGUGUCAUUUUCGAGUUCAUCUCGCAGCCUAUCGGCCCGAGAAAGCUGGCCAAGGUCUUGCUGCUGAGCUUCAGGCGAUGGACGCGAACACAAGCCGGCGCGAUCCCCACGCCCACGCAGCUGUCCCUGACGAGCGCGGGUCGGUCGAAUACCAAUGGCAACACGCCAACCGGCCGGGGCAGCGUUGGCGGAAGCACGGAGGCCUUGCCCGAAGUCGCCAACGAAGACGAGCUAAAGCUUGACAAUAAGGAAGACGGCCGUCACACAGACGUGUCCAGGGCCAAUGGAGACCUUUGGGUUGGGGAUUCCGAGGAAAGCAACGAGUCGAGCGCUACGGAGGAUAUUAUCCUUCCGGACCGACCCAAGCAAGAAGAACCAAGUUCGGCUGGUGGCUCCAAACGCAGCGGGCGAUCAAAGAAGGACCGACCGAGGUUUCUCUUGGUCGACGACAACGCACUCAAUCUAAAGAUUUUGGCAUCCUAUAUGAAGAAGCUUGGGCACGACUUCCACAACGCCAUGGACGGGGAACAGGCUCUGGAGAUAUUUCAAGAACGUCCCGGGCAGUUCCACUGUGUCCUUAUGGACAUUUCGAUGCCCGUCAUGGACGGCUUCGAGGCGACACGCCGCAUCCGCGCCAUCGAGACGAAGAACAGCCUCCCGCGCUGCCAGAUCUUUGCGCUCACGGGUCUGGCUUCAGCGAGCGCCCAGCAAGAGGCAUUUGCGAGUGGCAUUGACUUGUUCCUCACCAAGCCCGUACGGUUGAAGGAACUGACCAGGAUUCUGGAGACGAAUGGAGUGGCAUGA